This is a messenger RNA of Pipistrellus nathusii (Nathusius's pipistrelle), 765 nucleotides long. NCBI's taxonomy places the organism in Eukaryota, Metazoa, Chordata, Mammalia, Chiroptera, Vespertilionidae. The record is from the annotation of a GenBank genome assembly.
AUGGUGUCCUGGAUCAUCUCCCGCCUGGUGGUGCUCGUCUUCGGCACCCUGUACCCAGCCUAUUCUUCCUACAAAGCCGUGAAGACAAAAAACGUGAAGGAAUACGUGAAGUGGAUGAUGUACUGGAUCGUCUUUGCCUUCUUCACCACGGCCGAGACACUCACCGAUAUCGUGCUCUCCUGGUUCCCCUUCUACUUUGAGCUCAAGAUCGCCUUUGUGAUAUGGCUGCUGUCCCCUUACACCAAGGGCUCCAGCGUGCUCUAUCGCAAGUUCGUGCACCCGACGCUGUCCAACAAGGAGAAGGAGAUCGACGAGUACAUCAGCCAGGCCCGAGACAAGAGCUAUGAGACCAUGAUGAGGGUGGGCAAGAGGGGCCUGAACUUGGCCGCCAAUGCUGCGGUCACAGCUGCUGCCAAGGGCCAGGGGGUGCUGUCAGAGAAGCUGCGAAGCUUCAGCAUGCAGGACCUGACCCUGAUCCGGGACGAGGACUCCCUGCCCCUGCACGGGCCCGACGGCCAGCUCCGCCCCGGCCCCGGCGGCCUCCUGGACACCAUUGAGGACCCAGGAGAUGACCCCGCCCCGAGUUUAAGGCCUAGCACGCACCAGGCCGAUUCCCGGACAGAAACCUCCGAGGAGGAUGUGGGAGACAAGGCCCCUAAGAGGCUCAAACCCGUCAAAAAAGUGCCCAAAACCGAGCCCCUGGCUUCCAGGACGGUGAAGGCCCGGCCCAAGAAGAAGGCCUCAGGCGGGGGUGACUCGGCUUGA